Molecule: messenger RNA, 1079 nt
Organism: Scleropages formosus (Asian bonytongue)
Lineage: Eukaryota; Metazoa; Chordata; Actinopteri; Osteoglossiformes; Osteoglossidae
Gene: rpsa
Product: ribosomal protein SA
Exons: 8
Coding region: 84-1013 (309 amino acids)
Biological process (GO): translation
Cellular component (GO): small ribosomal subunit; ribosome
Molecular function (GO): structural constituent of ribosome; laminin receptor activity
Source: RefSeq, a predicted model, not a curated record
UUUCUUCCCGUGUGGUACAAGUCUCCAUACGGCGUUGUCUCGUGCUCUCCCGUAUUACCCGUUGCGCAGGGAAAGUGGUCACGAUGUCCGGAGGUCUAGAUGUGCUGCAGAUGCGGGAGGAGGAUGUGCUGAAGUUCCUGGCGGCAGGAACCCACCUGGGAAGUACCAACCUGGACUUCCAGAUGGAGCAAUAUGUCUACAAGAGGAAGAGUGAUGGUGUGUACAUAAUCAACCUGAAGAAAACGUGGGAGAAGCUGCUUCUGGCAGCACGUGCCAUUGUUGCUAUUGAGAACCCAGCCGACGUGUGCGUUAUCUCCUCCAGGAAUACUGGACAGAGAGCAGUGCUGAAGUUUGCCUCUGCCACCGGUGCCACCACCUUUGCUGGUCGUUUCACCCCUGGGACAUUCACCAACCAGAUCCAGGCAGCGUUCAGGGAGCCCCGUCUUCUGAUUGUCACAGACCCCCGCGCUGACCACCAGCCCCUGACAGAGGCGUCCUACGUCAACAUUCCCACCAUUGCCUUGUGCAACACAGACUCUCCUCUGAGAUACGUGGAUAUUGCUAUCCCCUGCAACAACAAGGGUCACCACUCCGUUGGACUGAUGUGGUGGAUGCUGGCCAGGGAGGUGCUGAGGAUGAGGGGGACAAUCUCCAGGGAACAUCCGUGGGAAGUCAUGCCUGAUCUCUACUUCUAUAGAGAUCCUGAGGAGAUUGAGAAAGAAGAACAGGCUGCAGCAGAAAAGGCGGUGGGGAAAGAGGAUUUCCAAGGAGAGUGGACUGCCCCCGUGGCUGAUUUUGCUCAGCCUGAGGUUGCUGAUUGGUCUGAGGGUGUGCAGGUGCCCUCUGUUCCCAUCCAGCAGUUCUCUGCAACUGCUGCCCCUGCCAAGGCCAACCCAACCACCACUGAAGUGUUCCAAGAAGAUUGGAGUGCCCAGCCUGCUACAGAGGAUUGGUCAGCUGCCCCCACUGCCCAGGCAUCUGACUGGGGUGGUGCCACUGCUGAUUGGUCCUAGGUCAUCUCUGCAAAACCUGGAUUGAAAACGCUUUGGAAAGUCAAUAAAUGUGACUUUGUUUAAAUA